Messenger RNA from Xylona heveae TC161, 2353 nucleotides. RefSeq names its product methylenetetrahydrofolate reductase 2. Gene Ontology annotation, cellular component: cytosol. NCBI's taxonomy places the organism in Eukaryota, Fungi, Ascomycota, Xylonomycetes, Xylonales, Xylonaceae. Bases 320 to 2227 code for a protein of 635 amino acids. The record is from RefSeq and is a predicted model, not a curated record. The transcript is spliced from 2 exons. Gene Ontology annotation, biological process: tetrahydrofolate interconversion. Gene Ontology annotation, molecular function: FAD binding; methylenetetrahydrofolate reductase [NAD(P)H] activity.
GUUCAACUCCACGUCUCGUCUGCAGUAUACGCAGUUACGAGGCCCAAUUCAUCAAGACGGUGACCAGUAUAGCUAGUCAUCUAAACCGGCCCACUUGUACAGCAAGCUUGGUCCCCAAGCUUCUUUUUCUUCCUCUCUACAUCUGCUUUCAGGGAUUCAUAUUAGUAUACAAUCGACAUAAUGCAUAUCAGUAAGAAGCUGGCGGAAGCCCAAAAGGCGGGCACACCGAGGUUCUCUUUUGAGUUUUUCCCUCCGAAGACAGCGCAGGUAUGAACGGAUGCUCUAACGUAUUAUAUAUGGGACUAUAUUGACUUUCGCAAUGACAGGGUGUGCAAAAUCUCUACGAUCGUACGUCCCUUCCCUUCGUCUUCAACACCGAUUUGAUGACUGGUCAACUUUUAAGGCAGACCAUGGAAGACUGACUCUCUGCGCUCUAGGUAUGGAUCGUAUGCACGACCUGGGACCCUCUUUCAUUGACGUUACAUGGGGCGCUGGUGGACGCCUCUCCCAUCUGACAUGCGAAAUGGUCAAUGUUGCGCAGUCCGUUUACGGUUUGGAGACUUGCAUGCACUUGACAUGCACCGAUAUGCCGCGCUCUAAGGUGGAUGAGGCUCUAAAGGAGGCUUACAAGGCUGGUUGCACCAAUAUCCUGGCUCUGCGUGGAGACCCCCCGAGAGAAAAAGAGAAGUGGGAGGCUACGGCUGGCGGCUUCCGUUAUGCCAAGGAUCUGGUCAAGUACAUCAAGGAGCAGUACGGCGACCACUUCGAUAUCGGUGUGGCGGGCUACCCCGAGGGGUGUGAGGACCAGGAUGACCUCGAGCUCUUGAUGGACCAUCUCAAGGAAAAGGUGGAUGCCGGUGGUACCUUUAUCGUCACCCAGAUGUUUUACGAUGUUGAUAUCUUCCUGGACUGGGUAUCCAAAUGUCGUGCCAGAGGCAUUGAUAUUCCUAUCAUUCCCGGUAUCAUGCCCAUCCAUACGCAUGCUGCCUUCCUUCGACGAGCCAACUGGACAAAAUGUCACGUCCCUGAGAGCUGGACUGCAGCGCUGGAACCGGUGAAGAACGAUGACGCUGCUGUCCGUGAGGUUGGUAAGGGAUUGAUUGCCGAGAUGUGCAGACGGUUGCUGGAAGCGGGUAUCUUGCACCUGCACUUUUACACCAUGAAUUUGGCGCAAGCGACGCGUAUGGUUCUCGAGGAGCUGGACCUCAUUCCUCAGUCUACCAAGGCUUUGCCGUGGCGGCCAUCUCUUGGUUUGAAACGCCGCGAAGAAAAUGUUCGGCCAAUUUUCUGGCGGAAUCGCAACGCCUCCUAUGUUGUGCGCACGCAAGAUUGGGACGAGUUCCCCAAUGGCCGUUGGGGCGACUCCCGCUCGCCUGCUUUCGGCGAGCUGGAUGCUUACGACAUCGGGCUGAAGGGGACAAACGAGCAGAACAUUAAGCUCUGGGGUCAACCGAAGACUCUCCGGGAUAUUUCCGAGGUUUUUGUUAGCUAUCUCGAAAAGCGAUUGAAUGCCCUACCCUGGAGCGAGACGCCUAUCACAGGCGAAGCUGAUAUCCUGCGCGAUGAUCUAGUGGAUCUUAAUCGCCGUGGUCUUCUCACCGUCAAUUCGCAGCCUGCUGUGAACGGUGUCAAGUCUUCGCACCCGGUCUACGGAUGGGGUCCAAAGAAUGGUUACGUCUACCAGAAAGCAUACCUCGAGCUCUUCAUCUCGCCUGAGCUCAUCAGUGAGGUGAUUACUCGCAUCGAGCGGAACCCUGACUUGACCUACUACGCCGUUAACAAGGAUGGUGAGCUCAAGACCAAUGCACCAAGCGAUGGCCCCAAUGCCGUCACCUGGGGUGUUUUCCCCGGCCAGGAGAUUAUUCAACCUACCAUUGUAGAGACCAUUAGUUUCCUGGCUUGGAAGGAUGAGGCGUUCCGCCUCGGCUACGACUGGGCGCGGUGUCACUCGGCAUCCAGCCCGAGCCGACACCUCAUCGGCUCUAUGAUGGACACUUGGUACCUUGUUAACAUUGUCCACAAUGACUUCCAUGAGCCCCGAGGUAUCCACCCUCUCUUCGAUGGUCUCGAGGUGCCCGACUUCGACGUGCCUUUUUCCGCACCGGAGAUUGUCGCAGACGACAAGUCCCUGAAGGAUGUUCUUGUCAACGGUUCCGAGCCCGCGCCGGCCGUCAAUGGUGUCCACGUCAAUGGCACCACUAACGGUCAUGCUCAGGCACCAAACUAAAAAAAAAUCUUUGUCCCCUCCGCUCCACCCUUCUCAGCCGUUAUACAUAUAUCUCGAGGCCUUUUAGCUGCCCAAGCUCUCCUUCGCAGUGGCUUAUUAUUCCUUUGUUUAAUAUCUCCAGCGUAU